This is a messenger RNA of Arachis ipaensis, 405 nucleotides long. Lineage: Eukaryota; Viridiplantae; Streptophyta; Magnoliopsida; Fabales; Fabaceae. The record is from RefSeq and is a predicted model, not a curated record.
AUGUCAGUCUUGGUUAAUGGGUCACCAUCCAAGCCGUUCAAUAUGGAGAGGGGCCUAAGACAAGGAGAUCUACUUUCUCCUCUUCUGUUUGUGCUUGUGGUCGAUGUGUUGCAUAGGAUGUUGGGGGAAGCCGUAAGGCAUGGGCGUAUUGCUUCGUUACUGGUAGGGAGAGAUCAUAUUGAGCUGUCACAUCUCCGAUUUGUGGAUGAUACUAUCUUGUUUUGCCCUCCGGAAACAGAGACAAUUGUGAACUACAAGAGGUUGUUGCGUUGUUUUGAGCUUAUGUCGGGUCUGAGCAUCAACUUUGAGAAGUCGAAUCUGAUAUUAGUUAAUUGUGAACAGGAGUGGGUGGAUCAUGUGUGUGGGUUACUGGAGUGCAAGCAAGCUGUUUUACCUGUUAGAUAG